Molecule: messenger RNA, 1323 nt
Organism: Talaromyces rugulosus
Lineage: Eukaryota; Fungi; Ascomycota; Eurotiomycetes; Eurotiales; Trichocomaceae
Exons: 2
Coding region: 1-1323 (440 amino acids)
Biological process (GO): monoatomic cation transport; transmembrane transport
Cellular component (GO): membrane
Molecular function (GO): monoatomic cation transmembrane transporter activity
Source: RefSeq, a predicted model, not a curated record
AUGGAAGACCCUCAGCUUCGCCAUGCCAUCUCCCUCCACCCUCAUCCGUUCCAGUCCAGUUCGGCCAGAGGCUCGCCCGCGAGACAUGUAGUCGAACAAGUCGCGAGCGGAGCGAGUAACGAUCCCAGCCUGCCAGGACGAGUGACAACCAGCGAUGAGGAGGGAACCAUGCCUCCUCGAUACACUCCCAACAGUGAUCCUUUCCAGCUCGCUUCCAAGCUGAAGACCGCCGAGGAAAUAAAAAACAUGAAGGCCAAUACCUCCCGCAAGCGCGACAAGGUCACUCCGGCCUUCAUCGGAGAGCGGUUGAAGGUGACGAGCUCGGGGAAACUGCAGGAAUUCUACGAAACGCAGAAUGAGAACAUCGAGCGCUUCUUGACCCCGGUCGAAGAGCACGUGCGGGUAGCCAAGGAAUUCAACACACAGAACCAGCUCAAGUUCAAGAUCGCCGUUUGGGGCAGUUUUGCCGCCAAUGUCGUCCUCUCCGUUAUCCAGAUUUACGGCGCUGUCUCGUCCGGGUCUUUGUCCCUGUUCACCACCAUGGCCGACGCCAUUUUCGAUCCCAUGUCCAACCUGACGCUGCUACUGUCCAACAAAGCUGUUUCCCGCGUCGAUCCGCGCAAGUUCCCCGCUGGCAAGGCACGCCUUGAGACAGCAGGAAACAUUUGCUUUUGCUUUCUCAUGACUGCCGUGUCAUUCAUCAUCAUUGCCUUUUCAGUCAAGGAACUCGUCGACGGGAGCACCAGUGAAAAAAGCAACUUCCAUCUUCCUUCUGUCAUUGCUGUUGCCGUCGCCUUUGCUACCAAAUUCGCGCUCUUUUUGUACUGCUGGGCUCUGCGCAACCAGUUCUCGCAGGUGCGGAUUCUGUGGGAGGAUCACCGGAACGACCUGUUCAUCAACGGAUUUGGUAUUUUGACGUCAGUUGGUGGAAGUAAACUGCGGUGGUGGAUUGACCCGAUGGGAGCUAUACUCCUGUCAGUCUUGGUGUCGUUCCUAUGGCUGCGCACAGCCUAUUCCGAGUUCCAGUUGCUUGUUGGUGUCACUGCCGAUACUCAAAUGCAGCAGCUCAUCACUUAUAUCUCCAUGACCCACUCCCCCAUGAUCAAUGCCAUCGACACUGUUCGCGCUUAUACAUCUGGACCUCGUCUGCUGGUCGAAGUUGACGUUGUCAUGGACCCUGCCGCGUCUCUAAUGGCGACACACGAUGUUGCGGAAGAGCUGCAGAUCAAGCUCGAGUCUUUGCCCGAUGUUGAACGUGCCUAUGUGCAUGUCGAUUAUGAGACCACACACAAACCAGAGCAUUUCCUGAAGAAGGAACUGUAG